AUGAAAUCGAAUAGGAAAAAUCUUCAAUUUAAAAAAAAAAAAAAAUUUGAACUUAAAUAAAAACUAAAAGAUGAUUCUAAUUGGAAUACUCUUUUUUUAAAUCCUAAUUCAAUUCUAGAAACUAUUUCAAAACGUUAUGAUCUAAAAAAAAGUGAUAUACUUUCUCCUUAAGCAUAGGGUAGUUUAGCAGUUAGAGUUGCUAACGCUGAAGCAUAAGUAAUUGCUGAAACAAAGGAAUGGAUGGAAAAGUAAGAAGGAUUAUGUUUAGAUUUCUUAGAUAAUGAUAGAAGGACUAAUGAAAGAUCUAAAAAUAUUAUUUUAGUAAAAAAUCUGCCUUUUAAAAUUCAAGAAGAUGGAUUAAGUGAACUUUUUGAAAGAUUUGGAUUCGUAACAAGAUUAUUGAUAAGCCCUAACAGGUCUAUAGGUAUUGUUUAGUUUGAAAGUGAAGAACAUGCAUAGAAUGCAUUUGAGAAAUUAUCUUAUUUUUCAUUAAAAAACUGUCCUUUAUAUUUAGAAUGGGCUCCGAUAGGAUUAUUAAAAACUGAAGAGGUUGAAAAACAUUAAAAAAUAUAAGAAGAAAUUGAUGAUGAGCUUGCGAGAGUUGUAUAUAUAAAAAAUUUGGACUUUUCGGUUUAGGAAACUGAGCUUAAAGAAUUUUUUGAAAAAUAAAAUUUAGGAGAAAUAAAAGCUGUGAAAAUUAUUAAAAAAAAUAAUAAUAGCCAAGGUUAUGGGUUUGUUGAAUAUAAGAAUAGCUCAGCAGUUUAAGAAUGUAUAAAAAGACUAUAAAAUUCACUGUUUUAGGGAAGAUGUCUACAUUUAAGUGUAUCAAAAGGAAAAUAAUAAUAGGAAGAUAAUAAAGGAAAAUAAAAAAAAGGAAAAAAUAAUAAUAUUCCUAUUUCAAAUAAAAUUGUUAUUAGAAAUUUGGCUUUUGAAACUGAUAAAAAAGAAGUUAGAGAAUUAAUAAAAGGAUUUGGAGAAGUUAAGAGUGUUAGAUUACCUAAAAAAAUGAAUGGUUAACAUAGAGGGUUUGCUUUUGUGGAAUUUACUACUACUUAAGAAGCUAAAAAUGCAUUCACUGCAUUGGAAAAUACACAUUUUUAUGGGAGAAAACUUGUUAUAGAAUGGGCAAAGUUAGAAUGA
This is a messenger RNA of Ichthyophthirius multifiliis, 1140 nucleotides long. RefSeq names its product rbd protein, putative. The transcript is spliced from 3 exons. Gene Ontology annotation, molecular function: mRNA binding. NCBI's taxonomy places the organism in Eukaryota, Ciliophora, Oligohymenophorea, Hymenostomatida. Gene Ontology annotation, cellular component: ribonucleoprotein complex; cytoplasm; nucleus. The record is from RefSeq and is a predicted model, not a curated record.